AUCGACCAGAGAGCCAGUCUCUGCUCUCAUCAUCACUUCAUCUCCACAAUUCUGCCAGCAAAAUAUUCAUAGGUUCAGUAAGCAGGAUGCCCGACGAACCCCAGAUCUGGCAGCAUUCCCGUCUGGUCGACAAGGCUGAGGUUGAGAAAUCGGGCUGUUUCACCACCCUGCCGGUCCGAAUCAGCCUCUACGACGAUGUUGCGGAUAGUACAGCCAAACAUGGCAAUCGCGUCUGGCACUGGUUUAUCGGAGAUGGAGUGGAUACCGCGACGAGUGAGACGUCGAGUCCUGUUGGUAAUCUGUGCAGUUUUCUUUUUCCUGAGUGCGCUCCGGGGAGAGUGGAAGCGAUGGCGCAUAUCAAUGAGUUGUUGCUUAUUCAGAAAGAUAUACUCAAUGACGGUGGCGACUGCAAAGACAAAGAUGCAGCAGUUGCGAACCAGAAAAGCCCCAGGGCUAGCGAGGCCACCAAGAUCGUACAAAGACUCUCGAUUUACUUCUUGCGGGCUGCCCAAAUCGACCACAGUGCAGGAACUGACAUUCUUGAGAUGUACAAGCGCAGCUGGCGACAAGAUGCAGAGUCAGAAGAUCUGAGCAAUGUUGACAGUUUUAGCAGCCUCUUUAUGAUGCGGCGGGCGAAGGCUGGCUUCAACUUAUACUAUUUCCUACUGGCAUUUAGCCAGGAAUUCAAGCUUAGUGCACUGGAUUGGGCAACAAUGAAUGAUCUCUUGUAUCUAUUCGAGAUGGCCAUGUUGCACAUCAGUGACCUUUAUGGCUGGCAAAGGGAGAAGCAAUCAGGCAAUGAUUGGGCCACCAACUUCAUUCCUUUCUACAUGCGGAUGGAGAAGAUGACGGAGGACCAGGCGAUGGAUAAGAUGAGGGAAACAAUUAUUAACUAUGAGAAACGCUUCAUCGCUUCCAGAGAGCAGCUAUACACCCGAGGGCUUCUUCCCUUUCAUCUGCGUCGGUGGGCCGAAGUGUGCGGUGCAGCUAUUGCAGGGUAUCACUACUGGUGCGCCAACUGUCCUCGGCUCAACCAGCGAGAUGAGCAGGGUGAUGUGUCCGACAAGCAAUCGGCUGUGGUUGAGACUCCGCCGUCGACAGACGCAGAACCCGCUGUGCAGGGCGAAACGGUGCUCCCAUACCUACCAGCCAAGCCUUAUCCGGACACGGAAGUUCCCAACUCCCCCAAACCCUCUCGCCAUGGCAAUUUACUAGAUGAUUCCGCCCUUCUAGGCCCAGUCAACUACAUCCAGUCGCUUUCCUCCAAGAAAACUCUGACCAAAUUAAUGGAAGCAUUCAACGUCUGGCUUCGCAUCCCCGACGAGCAACUCUCCCUAUUAAGUCAAGUCGUGGAGGAUCUCCACAAUGCCUCGCUCAUCCUCGACGACAUCCAAGACGAAUCCGAACUGCGACGCGGCCACGCAGCCACCCACCUCAUAUACGGCGCCCCGCAGUCCAUCAACAGCGCCACGUACAUGAUCACCCGCGUCUCACGACUUCUUCAGACUGAAAACAAUGCCCUGAUCCCCAUCUACCUCGAGGAACUCGAAAAGCUCUUCAUCGGUCAGAGCUGGGAUCUGCACUGGAAAUUCCACAAAAGGUGUCCCUCGGAGGAAGCAUACUUCGAGAUGGUCGACAAGAAAACCGGGGCACUCUUCCUAAUGCUCCUGCGCUUAAUGCAAGUGUCCUCUCCCGUCUCCACUUCCUUCGAUAUCACCCACUUCUGCCGACUUAUGGGCCGAUGGUACCAAGUCCGAGACGACUACAUGAAUCUGCAAAGUACCGAUUACUCCAACCUGAAAGGGUUCUGUGAAGAUCUGGAUGAGGGGAAGUUCUCCUAUCCUGUGAUCCGGGCCUGCAAUACCAGUUCCUCCGCACAGGAUAUCAUCCUCGGUGCAUUUCAGGCCCAGCAGGGUUCUUCGGACAAGUUGGCGCGUGCCACCAAGCUCCAGAUCCUGCGGUUGAUUGAUAGCACGGGGGCUCUGGAUCAUACGUGGAAGCUGGUCCGGGAUUUGCAUAGAGAGAUUGGUGCGGAGAUUGGUGUGUUGGAAGGGAAACUCGGUGGGAAUCCGAUGUUACGGGGGAUGAUGAAAGCGCUCGGGAAAGUGCCUGCACCGGAUGUGUUGUGAGACGUUGAGCAUCUUGGUCAUCUCUUUCCUUUUCUAAUGUCCUGUAGGAACCUUGCCGUAGAUGACAAGGCAAAUUAAAAUCCAAAGAAACAACCAGACAGAAAG
Messenger RNA from Aspergillus ibericus CBS 121593, 2234 nucleotides. RefSeq names its product bifunctional terpene synthase/polyprenyl synthetase family protein. The coding region runs from base 87 to 2129 and encodes 680 amino acids. The transcript has 3 exons. The record is from RefSeq and is a predicted model, not a curated record. Gene Ontology annotation, biological process: isoprenoid biosynthetic process. Gene Ontology annotation, molecular function: prenyltransferase activity. NCBI's taxonomy places the organism in Eukaryota, Fungi, Ascomycota, Eurotiomycetes, Eurotiales, Aspergillaceae.